AUGGAGUCGAACAAGAAAAUUGGCUCGGGGACAAAUCAGACCCCUGUGGACAGGGGGAGAUAUCGAAGGCUAGUUGAACGCCUUAUUUAUUUAUCUCACACUAGACCUGACAUUGGUUUUCCUGUUAGUGUGGUGAGUCAAUACAUGAAUAAUCCAACAGAGGAACACAUGGAAGCGGUUACAAGAAUCCUAAGAUACCUCAAGAUGACUCCAGGAAAAGGUCUGCUAUUCAAGAAGAAUGAAAAUAAGGAAAUCAGAGUGUACACUGAUGCAGACUGGGCAGGAGAUAUAAUAGACAGAAGGAGUACUUCAGGUUACUGUUCUUAUGUUUGGGGUAAUCUAGUAACAUGGAGAAGUAAGAAACAGACAGUUGUUUCCAGAAGCUCAGCUGAAGCUGAGUUUAGAGCUCUAGCUCUCGGUAUUUGUGAGGGAAUUUGGCUGAAAAAGUUACUUGGUGAACUGGGAGUAUUUACAGAAGAGUCUAUGCACAUGCUUUGUGACAAUCAAGCUGCCAUCAGUAUAGCAAAAAAUCCUGUUCAUCAUGAUAGGACUAAACAUAUUGAGAUGGAUAAACACUUCAUCACUGAGAAGAUUGAGAAUGCUAUUGUUCAAGCUAUUUAUACUCCAUCAAGAUUUCAAACAGCCGACAUCCUCACUAAAGCUCUCCCAAGAACCAGUUUUGAAGAUUUAAUUUGCAAGCUUGGGAUGUUUGAUAUACACAACCCAACUUGA
Humulus lupulus (European hop) is the source of this 732-nucleotide messenger RNA. RefSeq names its product secreted RxLR effector protein 161-like. The record is from RefSeq and is a predicted model, not a curated record. The transcript has a single exon. Lineage: Eukaryota; Viridiplantae; Streptophyta; Magnoliopsida; Rosales; Cannabaceae. Bases 1 to 732 code for a protein of 243 amino acids.